This is a messenger RNA of Rhineura floridana, 1358 nucleotides long. RefSeq names its product cytoskeleton-associated protein 2-like. NCBI's taxonomy places the organism in Eukaryota, Metazoa, Chordata, Lepidosauria, Squamata, Rhineuridae. Gene Ontology annotation, cellular component: centrosome; cytosol; mitotic spindle. The record is from RefSeq and is a predicted model, not a curated record. The transcript has a single exon. The coding region runs from base 82 to 1179 and encodes 365 amino acids.
UUUAGAGGAUCUGUUGCUGGGAGGGAACAGGCAGGGCAGUCAACACACACAGCCGUGGGCAUUCUUCAGAGGGGGCAGUCCAUGCAGCAGGCUAAUGCUCUGCAGGAGCCGUCUAGCCGCUCGGUGACAUUAAGGAGAAAGCUGAGGCCCACGUCUGGGAGGUGCCUUUCAGCAGCAUGUGGUGGCAUCAGCCAGAACAGGAACGCAGCAGAGAAGAAUUGGAGCAGCACGAAACAAAGGCAAAUACCCAGGACCUUGGAGUCUGGCACCAGGCUCCUGCUCUCUGAGUGCUGCACAGGAAGGACAGCGCCUGGCUCUGUAAGACGGGGAAGAGGCACACCCAAAUCGAAGCAGCUGGCUGCAGGGGGAGGCCAAGAGCCGAAGACCCUGGGGACUCAGGACCGGAGGAAACUGCUGGAGCAAUGGCUGGCUUCCCGAGGAAAACGCUACAAGCACCCACCAAUGACCCUGCCUCCUACAAGGCUGCCAAAGGCGAAGGCGGGCCCAGAGCACUCCUUCUGGGAUUGCAUGGAGGAGGAGGAGGAAUCGCAGCAGCAGCUCAGGCUGGCCAACAGGAUUGCAGGCACCUUGCGGGAGUGCCUGCAGCUUGCAGAAGAGAGGGGUCCUCCAGAAGAGCUCCUGGCCACGCUUUCCCGCAUUCCAGAGGCAGAGAAGUUGUCCCAGUUCUGGGUCUGCAAGGCAAAGCUGCUGGCCCGGCAAGGCCCAGUUGAAGCUGCUGGUGGUCCUGGGGCUGGGCUGCCUGAAGAGUUGGAGGAUGUCACUGUCGAUCCUCUGAAGGGUUCAAGCAAGACAGCCGGCGCCGUCCCUGCUGAAGCCUGUUUUCCCAGUCAGGAGCAGACAGAGACCAGUCACCAAAGCGAUGUGCAAGCCCUGGCUUGCAAGCCUAUCUCUGCAAUCAAGCUGCAAGUUCUCUCACUGCACAGAGCAAAACAGCCAAGUGCAAGGCCAGGCAUGAAGCUCUUGACUCCAGUGCGGCGUUCCCUAUGGAUAGAGCGGGCUGCUGCUUGCUACCCACAGAUGCUAAAGGACCAUGACCCUGUGGUGUCUUCCCUGGAUGAAAUUAUGGCAACAGAUAAUGGUAGCCAGUUUGUCUUUUGUAAAAACGAAGCUUUACCUGAGGAGGUGGGAAUGGAUGGCUUUUUGACUGGGCUGCAUUGACUCAGGUAAAAUUUCAGCUCAGUGACAACAAACGUGCCAACAUCUCUUCUCCUACCCUGGCACUUGGCACUCCCUGUUCCUCUUUCUAUUAGAGCUGUGCAAAUAGACUGGAAAUGUAUACUUAUUGUAUAGAACCUUUUCAGAAUAUAAGCAUCUUUAUUCUUUAAACAAUUCAACUU